Molecule: messenger RNA, 1964 nt
Organism: Odontomachus brunneus
Lineage: Eukaryota; Metazoa; Arthropoda; Insecta; Hymenoptera; Formicidae
Product: endoplasmic reticulum lectin 1
Exons: 6
Coding region: 257-1747 (496 amino acids)
Biological process (GO): retrograde protein transport, ER to cytosol; endoplasmic reticulum unfolded protein response
Cellular component (GO): endoplasmic reticulum lumen
Source: RefSeq, a predicted model, not a curated record
AUUGGUGGACCUGAAUACGAAGUUUCGUUCUUUCGCUACAUGAGGUCCCCAAAAUCAAAUCAGAUUUGUUCGCUGUACUUGUAGACCGAUGAGUUUAUGCUUACGUAUACAAUUGCGGCAAGUUGUUUGCAAAUAUUAUUUUUAUUUUAUUGUAUCGUCGUAAGUAGUCGGAAGCGGCUUGACGGGCAAGUGCGCGUCCGUUGCACAAUUAAAAUAUAAUUAUAUGCAGAAAACAUAACAUGAUAAAAUAAUCGAGAUGUGGGGAAACAAUUGGGCUAUUUACCAUGUACUGUGCAUUUUAAUAUCCAUUAUACAUGCACACGAUUUUCGGAAUUUCGACGACACGAUUAUAUUCAAAAUUAAUUGGCCUGGAAAGAGCAACACAGAUUUUUUGGAAUCUCAUUCGAAAGUAGAACCGUAUUAUAUAACUACAGCGAAUAAUGAACGAUACAAGUGUAUAAUUCCAGAAGCAAUAGAACAAGAACAUGACUACAGUGACUUAUACAUUGGACCAAAUCCAAUACAACUUUUGCAACCGAUAUUUGCACAGAAUAGUUGCUCUUAUAGACUGGAGUCAUAUUGGACUUAUGAAUUAUGUCAUGGUCGAUAUGUACGGCAAUAUCAUGAAGACAGAGAAGGAAAGAAACUAAAGAUGCAAGAAUAUUAUCUUGGCACUCUGGAUAAAGCACAAAAAAUGAAACUUUCUGAUACUUAUGAUGAUCAAGCAAAGAAUCCUAAUAGGAAAUUAAAUAUUCCAGUUAAGAAAAUUGAUGGGAUCAAUAUGCCAUAUGUUGAAGUUGAAAUGACUGAUGGGACACUUUGUGAUUUGAAUAAUAAACCAAGAAGUAUCAAAGUAUUGUAUAUCUGUUAUAAACAUGGCAAACAUGAUGUAUAUUCGCUCAAGGAAACUGUAUCUUGCGAGUAUGAAGCGAUAAUACUUUCACCAGUACUAUGUACUCAUCCAGAUUACAAGCCUCAGGACACAGGAGAAAAUGAAAUUACAUGUCUACCUGUUGACACCGCACCGAAGAAGCCAAAAGCACUUAUGUCAAUGGAGUUAGAAAGUCUCAAAAUGCGACAUCAGCAAGCAAGGGAUGGUGAGCCAAGAGUAAGGGUUGAAAUACGUCCAUUGGAUGUUACAGAUAAGCAUGGAAAUAUUGAUGAAUCUAUUAAUGCGCUAACUGAUCAGAGUAUCAGUCCUGCCGAAGUCAGUCCCGUACAGAAUUUCCUCAGCGGGAAAAAUUGCCUGCACGGGGGCAAUGGCUGGUGGAAGUAUGAGUUUUGCUACGGGCGUUCUGUCGUCCAGUAUCACAUAGAAAAAGAUGGUACGAAAACCAUUGUCAAUCUUGGUAGAUUCGACAAAGAAAAGCAUUUGGAGUGGAUAGCAACGCAUCCAAAUAAAAAACCCAAAUCGCUAGAGUUAAGAAAGCAUCUGUCACACUUUUAUAGCGAAGGCAGUAACUGUGAUAAGACUGGAACUUCCAGGCAAACGGAAGUAAAACUUAAAUGUGUGGAAAAUCAUAUGGCAAGCCCAUCUAGUGUAUCAUUAUUUUUGUUGGAACCAAAAACUUGCGAAUACAUUCUAGGAGUUGAGUCACCGUUAAUCUGUGAUAUAUUGGAAUAUGCCGAUGAAAACGGACUUCUAAAUGAAAAAUUUGAAGCAAAUUUCGAGAAAUUAAAAUCUACAACUUUACAUACGGAGCAAGACCAUUUAGAUGAACGAAUGAUAGUUAAUGAAGAAGAUUAGAGCGCAUUCCACUCUUUUUUGAUUAAUUAAAAAUAAUUAAACUUGUUAUUAAUUAUUUAGUUUAUUAUCGCUAAAAACCUUCACACACAUCAUUUAUAUGAAUGUUACUUAUUAGAUACUCAGAGGAACUGUACUAUAUAAAAUUAAAUAAUGAGUUAUAUUAAAUUUAUAAUAAGAUCACAGCUUUGGGGAUGUUAAAUAUUAUUAUAAAACAAUU